Messenger RNA from Carassius auratus (goldfish), 2663 nucleotides. Its product is annotated as SEC14-like protein 1. Gene Ontology annotation, cellular component: cytosol; cytoplasm. NCBI's taxonomy places the organism in Eukaryota, Metazoa, Chordata, Actinopteri, Cypriniformes, Cyprinidae. Gene Ontology annotation, biological process: negative regulation of RIG-I signaling pathway. Bases 344 to 2503 code for a protein of 719 amino acids. The transcript has 16 exons. The record is from RefSeq and is a predicted model, not a curated record. Gene Ontology annotation, molecular function: RIG-I binding.
UUUUGUUUUUCGGACAGCCGCGUGGUGGCGAUGACAACUAACGUGACAGAAAACUAGACUGUUUGGAAAAAUACUGAGACAAAGAGGCGGAGCAGUGUUUUUCUCUUCACUGCGGCCAGUCAGUGUCUGAUGGGGCAGAUUCAGCAGCAGCGGACGUGAUACCGGACUUGGUUUAAUCGGAAUCACUGCUGGGUUUUGAUUCAGAGAGAUCAUCUCAGUCAUGGAUAUUUCAGAACCCACAAAUUCGAACAACUAAACCUACAGUUUUUUAUUCUGCUACGAAUUAUCUGUUUUCAUUUCCUCAUAUUUUGUUUCAGUUGCCAGCGCCAUUGUAGGCUCCACCAUGGUGCAGAAGUAUCAGUCCCCAGUGAGGGUGUACAAACAUCCUUUUGAACUGGUCAUGGCAGCAUAUGAGAGGAGGUUUCCCACCUGUCAUCUGAUUCCCAUGUUUGUGGACAGUGAUGUGAUCAGUGAGGAGACCAGUGAAGAUCAGUCUUUUCAUAAGAUAGAGAGGAGGUGUAAACUUGAUGUGGAUGCACCGCGACUCCUCAAACGGAUUGCAGGCGUGGAUUAUGUCUACUUCAUUCAGAAGAACUCUCUGAACCACAGAGAAAGAACUCUUCAUAUUGAAUCUCACAAUGAAACCUUCUCCAACAGAGUCAUCAUUCAUGAAAUCUGCUGUUACUCGGUUCACCCAGAAAAUGAAGAAUGGACAUGUUUUGAACAAUCUGCCAGUCUGGACAUCAAAUCUUUCUUUGGUUUUGAGAGCACAGUGGAGAAGAUCGCCAUGAAGCAGUAUGCCAGCAGCAUCAAAAAGGGUAAGGAGAUUAUUGAAUACUACUUAAGGGAGCUAGAAGAAGAAGGUAUAACUUAUCUACCUCGGUGGAGCCCUUGCCCACCAUCACCCACAAAGGCAGUGGUGCCAGUUGUUAUUCCUGCAUUGCCCAUCACUCCCACAAUCUCCAUUGAAGCCCCUCCUGAGUGCUUGAAUGAGAUUCAAGUGUGUAAAGAGGGCAGCAGUUCUCCUGGCAGCCUGAACGACGCCCUUGUAGCCAGUCCAGAUGAUAAGCUGGAUGCUGACUACAUCAAACGGUAUCUGGGUGAUCUCACACCGCUUCAGGAGAGCUGUCUGAUUCGCCUGCGCCGCUGGUUACAAGAGACACACAAGGGCAAGAUCCCAAAAGAUGAGCACAUUCUACGGUUCCUGCGUGCACGGGACUUCAACAUAGAUAAGGCACGGGAGAUCCUUUGUCAGAGUCUGACCUGGAGGAAGCAACAUCAGGUAGACUACCUCCUGGACACCUGGAGCUCUCCUCAGGUGUUGCACGAUUACUAUACCGGAGGCUGGCACCACCACGACAAGGAUGGCCGUCCUCUGUAUAUCCUACGCCUAGGACAUAUGGACACUAAAGGACUGGUUCGAGCACUUGGAGAAGAAUCCCUGCUCAGACAUGUGCUGUCAAUCAACGAAGAGGGUCUGAGACGCUGUGAGGAGAACACCAAAGUCUUUGGUCGACCAAUUAGUUGUUGGACAUGUCUUGUCGAUCUUGAGGGGCUCAAUAUGAGGCAUCUGUGGCGUCCUGGAGUCAAAGCUCUGCUGAGGAUUAUUGAGGUGGUGGAGGCCAAUUACCCAGAAACCCUGGGCCGUCUACUCAUCCUCAGAGCUCCCAGAGUCUUUCCUGUCCUGUGGACGCUGGUGAGCCCAUUCAUUGAUGAGAAUACACGAAAGAAGUUUCUGAUCUAUGCAGGAAAUGACUACCAGGGCCCUGGCGGUCUUGUGGACUACAUUGAUAAAGAGAUCAUCCCUGACUUCCUUGGAGGAGAGUGUAUGUGUGAAGUGCCAGAGGGUGGCUUGGUUCCCAAGUCUCUGUACAGAACUGCAGAAGAACUGGAGAAUGAUGAGAUCAGGCUGUGGACGGAGACUAUUUACCAGAGUGCCAGCAUCUUCAAAGGAGCACCACAUGAGCUACUUAUUGAGAUCAUCGAUGCCUCCUCAGUCAUCACUUGGGACUUUGAUGUAUGUAAAGGUGAUGUGAUCUUCAAUAUCUACCACUCUAAACGAGCUCCACAGCCGCCAAGGAAAGAUCCACUGGCUACCCAUGGCAUCACCUCUCCUGCUGGCAACAACGUGCAGCUUAUAGAUAAAUCCUGGCUGCUGGGACAGGACUACAGCAUGGUGGAGUCACCCCUCACCUGCAAAGAGGGAGAAAGCGUGCAGGGAUCACAUGUGACACGCUGGCCAGGUUUCUAUAUUUUGCAAUGGAAGUUCCACUCUAUGCCAGCAUGCGCCACCACAAACCUACCUCGGGUAGACGAUGUUCUGGCUACUCUGCAGGUGUCCUCUCACAAGUGCAAAGUCAUGUACUACACUGAGGUUCUUGGCUCAGAGGACUUUAGGGGCUCAAUGACCAGUUUGGAAUCCAGUCACAGUGGUUUUUCUCAGCUCAGCGCUGCCACCACAUCCUCCAGCCAGUCACAGUCCAGCUCUAUGAUCUCCAGGUAGAAUGGAAAGAAAUUUAAGCUCUAAAAUGUUUUAUUAGUUCAGUUUCUUGAUUCUCAAUAAACCUCAUUACUAUUCUUACUCUGUUAUCAAUCCCAACCCUGUAUCACUCAAUGUCAAAAACCUGAAGCAUGCUCGCACAACUAAAGAAAAAAAAAAAAAA